Molecule: messenger RNA, 2293 nt
Organism: Hydractinia symbiolongicarpus
Lineage: Eukaryota; Metazoa; Cnidaria; Hydrozoa; Anthoathecata; Hydractiniidae
Exons: 2
Coding region: 818-1483 (221 amino acids)
Source: RefSeq, a predicted model, not a curated record
AGUUAUACCAAGUAAGACAAGUUAUUUGGGGAUUUAGCAAUGUUUAAUAACCUAUUGUGGACAUAGCAUUGUUCAGAAUACAGUUUUCACUGCAGAGAAAAUUUUCCCAAUGAAAUCUCAAUUUUCAUAAAAAUGGACAUAGCCCACAUAUUCUUAUUCUCCAGCGACGAUAUCUGGUGCUAGGUAAACAGAAUUGAAACAAUCUGUUGAGAACAUAAGUGACAUAUUCUCAACGUGCGUGUUUGAUUGGAGAUUGCAGUACAAAUAAUCUGACUUUGUUUAGUUCCAAUGAAAAAAUUGUUUUGUUGAAGAUGAAUUGUAUGGAAGUGGCAGAAGGACCCUUAUCUAAUACAUUGCUAUGUACCCUGGAAAAAUUUAGAAAGAAACAUUAUAGAGAAAAUAUGGAUUUACAAUUUCUAAAAGGUGAAAAGUUUCAGUUUCCCGAUUUGAGUGGACACAGGGAUGGACUCGAAUUGCUGGAAGCAGAAUUUAUAGAAGAUUGUUAUGGCAAAGAUGAUGUAAUAUAUGAGCACUUUGUGUAUGUGUUUGAGCUCAAGAUAAAAGCUGAUGUUUGUAUAUAUCCUCUGGAUGAUGACAUAUGUGAAGAUCAUUUGGUAGAAAAAAUUGUUCGGUGGAUUGUACCUGAAGAUAGAUACAAUGAUAACAGAAAAAUUAUUAAUCACAAAAUCAUCGACUCCAAUAACACAUACCACACCAUAAGCGUAACACUAUUGUGUGAAAUCAAUUUCGCAGAUAAGGUAAUCAAAUCCCCCUUUCACGAUGAGGUAACGUAUAAAAUUAUGCAUCAAUUUAUAACAUGUGUUGGGUGUGUUAUUCAAAAGAAAAAGUCUCGAAAGAAUUGGAAGGUGAAUUACAAAAAGAAAUUGAUUUUUUGGCAAAAUACACUGAAACGGAUUUUCAUCCAAAUUCAAACAACAUAGUUCGUGAUCUUGUCCAUCCAUCAUUAUAUCUCUACGUUAAUGGGGUUUCUGUAAUAAAAGAGUCGUCUACGUACAAAUGUGUCUAUGAAGCAUUUGAUUUUUGGGGUCGUCCGUAUGAAAGCUCUGGCUACCAGUGGCUGCCAACACAGUUUUAUAUUUCCUCUGACUCGAAAUGUAAAAUAAAUGACUACAUUAACAAUCUUGACGAAAACAAGUUUCAACAACUUUAUGUUGCGUUAGAAAAACUUUUCCAGGUGUUUUUACCUUAUUUUGAAGAUGUGUGGUCCUACACGAAAGCAAUGAAAGUGUAUGAAGAAGGUAAAGAUCCUGAAUAUUUCGUGAAAGAACCUGUUAGUUUUAAAGAUAAAGAACUACAAGUUAUCGUUAAAAUCGUUCAGUACACAUUACAGCCUAACGGAUUUUAUGAAGGUGUUUGGCAUGCAGAAGGAAUGUCUCAUGAAAAUAUCGUCAUGACAGGUAUAUUUGAUACGUCCUGCUGCCAACAGAAAUACAUUGUUAAUUGGUUGCAUCCACAUUUUUAAGUUCUUUACAUUUUGGACCAUUUUAGGCUAACUGUAUUUAGUCAAAAAAAAUUAUGUUGUCAUCAUGUUUGGCAUGUUCUUUGUACCAGUUGUAAUGAAGAACUACAUGAUUUAUUUUAUAUAAGCAACUUGGAUUCUGGUCAGAUCUCUGCUUUUUUUAAUCAAUGUCUAGAUCCAUAGAUCUUAUAUCUACUGUAGUUAGAGUUUCUUUAGAUUUGAAAGGGGGUCUCUUUCUUCUUUCGCAACAAAUUAAAUUUUUGUGUUGUGUAUGCAUGUAUUUAUAUAGAAAUCCAGGUCAGAAGGGGUAUGAUAAAGAUGUCACUUCUUCAAAAAAUCCCAGAAUGCAAUUUCAUCACUCUUCCUGUCACGCCCGUACAUUGAUAUUUUUGGAAACUGUUAAUAGGACCUUUUAGAAACAUUAAAAUAAUAGAUCCACGAAUAUUUGUGUCUUUUUUUAAUUUUAAUUCGUCUAUGUAUUUUUGUGUUGUCUUCGAAUUCACCAAAAUUAAAUUAGCAUGCAUGUAAAUUUUUAUUUCGUUUAAAUUUCAGUAAAUCUUGUUUUUGUGGCAUUAUUGUUACGGUCAAACGCUUUUUUUGAUUUAAUAAUAUCUUUAAAAAGGUACAAUUUUUAGGCUGUAGAUAAGUGCCUAUAUUUUGUGCAAGUCACUGACAUUUUUGCCGACCUCUUUUGCCAACUUUUUUUUUAACUGAUAAAGGAGUUUUUCUAAAGUGUCUUCCAUAUAGUUAUUAUCAAAUGCAAAACAUCAUGAAUUUUCCUAUUUACAAUUUUUUUUUCUCCGCAAAAGAGUA